GCAUUUCAUCGAUUGCUUAUGCAAAUUCCAGCAAAUGAUUUUCAUGCAUGCAUUUCUUAAAUGAUGUCUGGAUUCGAAUUCUUGGAGGCAUAUGAGAAAUUCGGUGGAUGAGAAAAAAAAAAGAAAUAGAAGAAAUCUCGUGGGGAUUCCAACGUGCAGACCAAACCUUCUUUCUUUUAAUUUAUCAGAAGACAUGCAUGCCACGCCAUUCUUGUUAAGCUAAGUUAAUGUCGGAUUUGAUGAUUAAAAAAAAAAAUGUUGCCCUCCACAGAUUGUCCUUCAACGCCCAAGCAGGAUCUCUGAUUUGAGGGUUUCGCCUUUGCAGCGGCGGCCAUGUUAGCAAAGCUCGGAAAGAAGUUCGACUCGCCCGAGUCGAGCUAUGUUUCGUCUGAGAAGCCGAAAGAAUCUGCUCUCUGUGCCCAGCCCUUUGAUAACAUUCAUCAAUCUCAGCAAUCCCAAAAAGACUUGCAGAAGCAGAAGUUCAACCCCAAGAUGAUCGAUCAUUUGGUAAAACCAGAGCCGGCCGGAUUCAGCAAUCAUCAUCGUCCUGUUCCGAGCCCGAAGAUCCCGCCAUCGUCACCUGGUCCCAACAUGACCGAGUCGCUUAUGACCACAACCAUAACCACAAAGCCCAUCAACAACAACAACAACAGUAACUUGAGUUCAAGGAGCAACAGCAUUGACAGCACCUCCUCUGCUCCGUCAAAGCCCCACACAGGCGGAGACAUAAGGUGGGAUGCUGUGAACAUGCUGAAAUCCAGAGGCAUCCAACUCGGGAUUAGCGAUUUCCGCCUUCUGAAACGGCUCGGGUAUGGAGAUAUCGGCAGUGUUUAUCUGGUCGAGCUUAGAGGGACGGACACGUACUUCGCCAUGAAGGUGAUGGACAAAGCUUCUCUCGCUAGCCGGAACAAGCUUUUACGAGCUCAGACAGAGAGGGAGAUCUUGUCUCUGCUCGAUCACCCGUUCUUGCCCACUCUGUACACACACUUCGAGACCGACAAGUUCUAUUGCUUGGUCAUGGAGUUCUGCAGUGGCGGCAAUCUCUAUUCCUUGAGACAGAAGCAACCCAACAAGUUCUUCACAGAAGAUGCGGCAAGGUUCUUUGCAUCGGAAGUGCUAUUGGCAUUGGAAUACUUACACAUGCUAGGAAUCGUGUACCGAGAUCUGAAGCCAGAGAACGUUCUCGUCAGAGACGACGGUCACAUUAUGCUCUCCGAUUUCGAUUUAUCCCUCCGAUGCUCCGUCAAUCCAACCCUCGUCAAAUCUUCCUCCGUCCACGCCGGCGGAAGCGGCGGCCGAUCCUCCGGAAUCCUCGAAGAUGAUGCGGCGGUGCAAGGAUGUAUCCAGCCGUCGGCGUUCUUCCCCAGGAUCCUCCAAUCGUCGAAGAAGAACCGAAAAGCGAAAUCCGAUUUCGGGAUAUUCGUCAACGGAUCGUUGCCGGAAUUGAUGGCGGAGCCGACAAACGUCAGAUCGAUGUCCUUUGUCGGAACCCACGAGUAUUUGGCGCCGGAGAUCAUCCGAGGCGAAGGCCAUGGAAGCGCCGUCGACUGGUGGACCUUCGGGAUCUUCAUCUACGAGCUCCUCCACGGAACGACGCCGUUUAAGGGACAAGGGAACAGAGCGACGCUCUACAACGUGAUAGGGCUACCGCUGAAAUUCCCGGAAUACCCUCAGGUGAGCUCGGCGGCGAGGGACCUGAUCAAGGGCCUUCUGGUAAAAGAGCCUCACAAGAGGAUCGCGUACAAGCGAGGAGCGACGGAGAUAAAGCAGCACCCAUUCUUCGAAGGAGUGAAUUGGGCUCUGAUCCGGAGCGCGACGCCGCCAAAUGUGCCGGAGCCGGUGGACUUCUCCUGUUACACGACCAAGGAAAAGGACUCCUCGCCAGCGAUCAUGGCGGUCGCCGGGAAGAAAACUACGACGCACGGCGGUGAAAAAGACAACGGCGGUGGUAAUAGUGAUCCUAGCGAUGAUCCAGAUUACAUUAAAUUUGAAUACUUUUAGCAAAUAUGGUUUUUUUAAUUAAAACCAUAUUCUUGGAUUUAAAAAUAUUCUUUUUUUAUUACUGAAUUUGUAGAAAAUGGAAAUACACAUUGUUUCAUUGUUUUGUCUUCGUAUCAUUAGAAUACAACUUUGUUUUAUU
This is a messenger RNA of Tarenaya hassleriana, 2140 nucleotides long. RefSeq names its product serine/threonine-protein kinase AGC1-7. Gene Ontology annotation, molecular function: protein serine/threonine kinase activity; ATP binding. Gene Ontology annotation, biological process: protein phosphorylation. Gene Ontology annotation, cellular component: nucleus; plasma membrane; cytoplasm. The transcript has 3 exons. The record is from RefSeq and is a predicted model, not a curated record. NCBI's taxonomy places the organism in Eukaryota, Viridiplantae, Streptophyta, Magnoliopsida, Brassicales, Cleomaceae. Bases 334 to 2001 code for a protein of 555 amino acids.